CUUCCGAAAGAGCUUCAAAACAUGGCGGAAAAGAAGUAGGAGGCACCUAGCUUUGGUUCUGUUUUCUUUCCAGUUUCGUGCGGUCACGCUGCUGCUAACUUAAGAUCACAGUGGGCGGGUGAAUUUAGAGAAAGAUGGACUUUGACCAGACACAAGCGAUUGACUGGGACCAGUAUGAGGACUCCACUGAUGAUGAAGUCGACAGUGAUCCCAAACCUGUGGCCCAUCUGAAGGUGUUGUGUCAGAGAGGGUUCCCUGAAACUCUCUUCCCACUCUACCAGGGAGACAACCUGAUUGGCCGCAGUGACACUUGCAAUGUUCAUGUCCCUCUAACGUCAUUAUCAAAGAAGCAUGCCUGUAUUGAGGUUCGUGGUGACACCCACUUCAUAUAUGACUGUGGGAGCAGGAACAGAACAAGGCGUGGAGAAAAGCUGUUCCUGGUGCCUAACCAGCGUUACGAGCUACAGCAUGGUGUGAAGCUGUACCUGGCUGAUGUCAGCUGUGAAUACGUCAGGGAAGAACAGCCCGCUGUCCAGGCAACUGUUGAUGACUCUGGUUCAGAGACAGGUUCCGAGUCCUUGUUCACUGGACUGUCGGAAGAGCAGCAGCAAGACAACGUUCAGCCUGACCUGAUUCCUAAGACCCCAGCUGCCCCCACGUCAGAUCAGACUCGCCUGUAUGUGGAGGAGUCAGGCAGUGAGGGGGAUGGCAGGAAGAGUGUCAACACCAGUGACUUCAUCGUACAAGACUCCCAACCAACUCCACAACCUGUGAAAUCUGCUAUUCCCUUAGUAUUUGGCAGUCCUGGAAAUGAAGAAAGCCCAAUCCAAAAGUCACAUACAUUUGUCGAGGACAGUGAAGAAGAUGAUGAUGACAAGCCACUUCUUGACGACUCAGAUAUUGCCAAUGCAGCCACGCAAGCGUACGCCCUCAACAGCUCAGUGGAGGAGGACGAGGAUUCUCUCCCUGAUAUCGCCAUGGAGCCAACCCAAGCCUAUGUCUUAAACAGCUCCCAUGAGGAGGACAACUUUGCUGACUGUCCAACACAAGCGUAUGGCCUGGACAGCGACACAGACAUCGAGGAUGCUGAUGGUGGAGUGUCUGCUGCUACCCAGCCAGUGGAAGGACAAAUAUCUGAAAGAACUGCAAAUAAAGACAGGGAAGCCACACAGGUGUGCAGUGAGGAAGAUGUACCCACAGAUGAACCCACACAGCCAUUACAAGACUCCUUUGACAGGAACGAACCAACUCAAACUGUGGGGGACACAUUGCCAUUCACCACUGCUGACCAGGAGGAACCUCCUCCCACCCUACCUGUCCACCCCCAUGAAGAAAUGGAAGGUACCCUGCCUGUUGCAGCACUAGGGAAGAUAGAUGAACAGCCAACUUUGAUGAUUCACAGUGAAGAAGCUACCCAAAGGUCCGAGGGAAAUGACAGAACAAACAAGUCUGAGAUAAACAAGAAUGGAACAGGCAGCUCUCAAGGAUUUGUGACAUCAGAAAACAACAGCAAACCAAAGGCAUACCCAUAUGACACAGAUUCAGAGACUGAAAAAUAUAAGAAUGUUUUUGAAGAAGCCACCCAAGCGUAUGCUCUGGAAGAAGAGGAUAUAGAGGAAGAGAUGACACAGUCAGAAGGAAUGGAAGAACAGAUGGAUGAUGCAGAAGAGGCAACCCAAGCAUUCAGAAGCGAGGAAGAGACACUAGAACCAGAGACACAGUCUUUUGGGGAAGGAGAAGAAAAGGGACAUGCUGGAACUCCAGAAGAGGCAACCCAAGGUAGCAACAGUCAUGAGGAGGACACAGUAGAAGAGACACAGACUUUCGGUGAUCCAGACAGCCAACAGGGAAAAGAUUCAAACAUGGCUGAAGCAGAGACUCAAGCCUAUGGAGAUGAAGAAGACACUGAAACCAAAGUUGUCAGCAGUACUGAGGUUGAUGAUGACUUUGCCAACAUGGAGACACAGGCAUAUGGAGGGGAGGAGGAGGAGGAGAUAGAUGACUUAGCCAAUGCUGCAACUCAGGCCUAUGGAUUGUUCAAUCAAGAGGCUGAAACACCAGAACCAGAGGCAGAUGAGCUGGCAACAGCUGAAACCUUGGCAUAUGGUGAGGAGGACAUGGAGGCAACGCAGGCGUACGGUGUGGAGUCUGUGGACUCAGAACCAGAACCAACACAGGGAGACAAGACAGAAGGAGAGUCCCAAGACAUUCCUGAUUCACCGACCAUGGCUUACGAUGACCAGCUGGGUGAGACCCAGGCUUAUGGAGUUGAAGCAGAGGACGAGGAUGUUCAUGAGGAAGAAGAAGUUGUUCCUGAAACACAGGAGGAUGACGGAGAUGUGGCCACACCCAUCCCCCUCCCACCGCUGAAGUCGGCCCUACACAGUCCUGACAGACCCAGGAGGCAGGCCCACUCAGUCGGCUUUACCGACAAGCUACAGGCUGAUGAGCCGGCUGCAGGUCCUGAGGACCACCUGAUACACACUCAGGCUUAUGGAGCAGCUGAGGAGGAAGAUACUGAUGCAGCUGUCAAGGUUACUGAGGUCACCAGUGAUGGGACAGAAGUACAGGAGUCUGAGCAGGAUGUGGAGCCAGCUGCUGCUUCUGAAUCUGAUGAUGAACUGAUGGAAACUCAAGCUUACGGACUUGAUGAAGGAGAAGAGAAUGGUGCAGUCAUCCAGACCCCUGAGGGAGCUGAAAGAAAGGAGACAAUUCCCUCUGAGAGUCCAGCUUCAGGAGGGAGAGCUCUAAAAGAAACCAAAGGUCAAGAAAUAGAGGUGUCUAUAGAACCAGGAAGCAACAAAGUAAGACAGAAGCAAAGGGGUAAAAAUGCAUCAGAGGAGAAAACCUUUGCAGAAGUUGAAGAGGCUCUCACCAGGAGGAGUGCCAGAGGUCACAAACAAGAUGAAUCUGCAGACACCAAUGGUGCAGCUGUGGGUGUUUCAGAUGACUUGGCUGCAGAAAAACCAGUGAGGUUGGGCCGUGGGAGGAGAUCAGCACCGCCUGCAAAAGAAGCAGCAGAGGACAAACCUCAACGUCAGUCUAACAGGAGAGCCAGUAGGUUCCAGAGGAAGGGUGAUGAGGAAAAUGAGGAGGAUGUCCAGGCUGGCAGCAGCAACAACAUCAAGAAACCCAGGUCCAGAGGGAGGAAGUCUGAACCAGCUCCAAGCACAAGUAAAUCUGAUCACCAGGAAGAAGCUGUUGAUACUGUUGAUGCAACAGGUGAAAACGUAGACGAGGACACAGACAGUAGAGCCCCAGAAGGACCAACAGCUGGAAGAACAACCAGGAAAGGGCGGGGAAGGAAAUCUGAGCCAGCACCUGCUAGCAGUGCUGUGGAAUCUACCAGUAACACAGGUAGGGGGAGGGGCAGGAGAAGGAAAGACAAUGACACAGAGAGUGUUGCAUCAGACAUUACAGAUGACUUAGAGGAGACAAGACCUUCCAGAAGAUCAGUGAGAGGGAAGAAGAAAGUAGACGAUGAGGUUGAGCAGGUAAAAAAACAGGAAAGUAGAAGGAGAACAAGAGGAAGAGCAGCUAAGGAUAAUGAUGAAACAGAAGAGGUGGCUCUGGAAGAUGAACAGACAGAGGUUAACAGUUCUGAAAAUAUCAACAGCACUGCAGCAAAGGGUGAAGAGACAAUAGAAAUGAGUGCUCCAGAUCAGUUACCAGCAACCAGACGGGGUAGGGGUAGAAAGAGUGUGGCAGCGACUACAAGAAGAGGUAAAGGAAGUGCUGUUGAGGAAAGUGACAAAGACAAAGGUGAAGAAUCUCACGUUGAAGGUGUUGAAAAUGCAGUGCCAAAGAUCGUUGUCAGUGAAGAAGCCCCUGGACCAAGUGGCCGUCAGACCAGGAAAAGGAAAGGAGCAGCUGCUGAAGACAAGGAACCACCUGCUGCUGAGGACCAGGAAGCUGAAGAGGCUGGUGGGAACAACAAGAUCAGAGCAAAGAGAGGGCGACAAGCUUCCAAGGAAGAAGCCAAGGAAACAGUAGAAGAAAUCAGUCAGCCAAGGGGAAGAGGAAGGAAGAAGGCUAGAAGUGGACAAAUGAAUGAAGGCGGGGAAGAAGAUGCAGAGAAUGCUGAUCUACAGGAAACAACCACCAGCCGCAGACGAGGUAGGAGUGGUCAGAAAUCAGCAGAGAAUGCAGGUUCACAAGUCUCAGCCAAAAUGACUCCACCUGAAGCACCUGAAGUUUUAAGCAGUCCCAGUCAAAGGACGAGAAGGGCCAUCUCUGGGGACAGCAAACCUAAGAUCAUGUUUACUGGAGUGGUGGACAGGCAGGGAGAAAAGAUAGUGAAGGACUUGGGAGGUGAUCUGGUAGACUCUGUCACCACCUGCACACAUCUGGUCACAGACAAGGUGAGAAGAACAGUGAAAUUCCUGUGUCUGCUGGCCCGAGGUCAGCUGAUUGUCAGCACAGACUGGCUGGACAGGUGCAGGGACUGUAGGACCUUCCUGGAUGCAGCUCCCUUCAUGAUAAAAGACCCAGCUACAGAGAAACAGUACAACUUCUGCCUGGCCACGUCCCAUGAGAAGGCCCAUGAGGCUCCCAUGUUGGAGGGGUACAGGCUACAUGUCACUGCUGGGGUGAGACCUGACCCCACUCAGAUGAAAGAUAUCAUCAACUGUGCUGGAGGAGAGUUCCUGAAGACGAUGCCCAGCACCUGUAGAGACGGGACUGUUGUGGUGUCAUGUGAGGCAGACAGGAAGCAGUGUGAGCCGGCCCUGAAGGCAGGAGUUCCUGUUGUCACUGCAGAGUUCCUCCUGACGGGGAUCCUACGACAGGAAGUCGACAUCCAGGCUCACAGACUGUUUGCAGACUUUGGCAAAAGUUCCAACAAGAGAAAGAGUGCUGCACCGGCUGCUGACACAGGCAAGAGAUCCAGGCGUCGAUAGGUCAUGUCCAGACCUAGUAUUUACUUAGUACUCCAUUUACUUACACUUUGCCAUGUGGUAAUUUACUACAUCUUUCUUCAGACAGUCUCAUUGUUUGGUACAAAGGGACACAGAGUAAUGGAAAGAUGACAACAGUCUACUUGACAGAAAAUCUAUCAGAUAAGUUAUAUUUGUAGUUGUAUUGCCUUGUUCAGUGUACGCCUAAGGUUUGCAUGCUACAAACUAAUCCGUGAAGAUGUCUACAUUUUUAAAUAUAUGAGCCAGCAUUCCAUAGAAGAUAGACAUUCUACAUUCCACUUUACUCAGUCUUUACUUAUUUUAAGAACUUCUAAUGAACCUUUUGGUUUGAGUGAGUUUGGUUUGAGUUUUUGCAAUGACAUAAGUUACAAGAGGCCAGAGCUGGCUAGUAUGAUACACACAUGUAUAGUGUGACAUGUAUACUGUACUUGUAACAGUCAAAAAUAGCACAUAUUUUUAAUCACAUAACAAACAUCACAAUUCUUUAGUGAGCUAAAACUCUUUGUGUUAGAUCAAUGCUUGAGCUCUGUACUAUGUUACAUGUACACAUGUACUACUUACAUGUACAAAAUGUAUUCAUAACAUGUAGCAUCAGUGAAAUAUCUGUAGAAUAGCAUUCUUAUUUUUUUUUUCAAU
Messenger RNA from Branchiostoma belcheri (Belcher's lancelet), 5552 nucleotides. RefSeq names its product mediator of DNA damage checkpoint protein 1-like. The record is from RefSeq and is a predicted model, not a curated record. The coding region runs from base 135 to 4898 and encodes 1587 amino acids. Gene Ontology annotation, cellular component: nucleus. The transcript has 25 exons. Gene Ontology annotation, molecular function: protein binding. Gene Ontology annotation, biological process: positive regulation of transcription initiation by RNA polymerase II. NCBI's taxonomy places the organism in Eukaryota, Metazoa, Chordata, Leptocardii, Amphioxiformes, Branchiostomatidae.